Molecule: messenger RNA, 2223 nt
Organism: Coniosporium apollinis CBS 100218
Lineage: Eukaryota; Fungi; Ascomycota; Dothideomycetes
Exons: 4
Coding region: 1-2223 (740 amino acids)
Source: RefSeq, a predicted model, not a curated record
AUGGCAUCCAGCCAGAUCCACCCUCGUCGCCGCCCUCAAAUGGGCGCUGGUCCUCACGUAGAGACUCGGGACCUCCAGUUCCGUAAAAGUUCAACCUUUCACUCCCCAACUGGACUUCUUUCAGAGCUGUGUGAUCCCAUCGACCACGCCCGUUACCUGCCACGUCGUUCUCCGACAUCCCCCCAAGACCUCGAAGGUCUCUUGGCUCAAGGCCCCUCACGUCAUCUGCAGCUGCAGAACAUCCUAGACUCCUUUGACAAAGCGGUCUCUGGAAACAAAGAUGCGCGCUGUGACGCCAGUAUUCUGAGGGACCCCGAGGUGCUGGCUGUCCCAAGCUUCAUGCUUGCGAGCUCGGUGGCCGACUUUGAUCCAAUGGAUAUUGACAAGAAGAUCGCCCCCGUCGAUCAUCAUCACGCUUCCGACAGCGGAAUGGGCACCAGCAUCAGCGAGGGUGUCGAUGUCAAGAGUGCUCUCCGGUCUAGCACUCGGCUCUCCGUCCACUCAUCGGUCAUCAGCAACCGUUCUGCGGUCACUCAAUCUUUUUCCACCGUGGAUGCCAUCGACAACAAUUUCCGCCGUGCUCUGAGCAAGCAAGCUGCUGAGCACAUCGAAAACCGCAUCAUCAGGCCGAUUUUGGCUGAACCGGCGUUGAAGGACUUUCACCCGCUGGUAAAAGAUGUGCCGCGUCGAAUUGGCGCGAAGGUCAUUUCGAACCUGCGUGAUCUAGAAAAGACUCUGAUUUUCUUGGCCCCUGAGUACUCUGCAACCGCCAAAUCGUAUCUUCGGUUCUGCGAACGCUCGGUAAUCUGCAUACAAGCGACUGUCGACUUCUUGAACGAGCCGGAUAGACGACUUCCAACCGACCGACCAUACACUAACGGAUACUUCCUCGAUCUCAUUGAACAGAUUCGAAGAUACGCCGCAAUCAUGGCGGAAACCAGGAAGAAAGAGGCUGCGGGCGAGAAUUUGGACGAGAUGGAUUAUUCUAAGGACGAAACUGUCAUACUUCGCGGCGGCCUAAGCCACAAUGGUCGGCCUGUCGAGUUGGUGCGCCAGAAGAACGGCAAGACCAUACCGAUCACCGCUGAGAGUCCCGAGGACGCUAGUGCCUCCCCCGCCACAAUGAAGAGAAGCUUCGCUGGCGAUGAGGUUGAGGACGACGGUGUCCGACGCUCCAUGGCGCGCCGCCGGAAGUCGGACAAGCCUGGUGAUGUCGUUCAUGUCUGCCAUGACUGCAAGAAGGAGUUCAAACGGCCUUGUGAUCUGACAAAACACGAGAAGACUCACUCUCGUCCGUGGAAGUGUCGGGACCCUAAGUGCAAGUUCCACCUGGAAGGAUGGCCUACGGAGAAAGAGAGGGACAGGCACUGGAGCGACAAGCACUCCGCUGCCCCUCCAAAGCACGAAUGUCUCUGGAAGUGCGGAUAUGCGUCGAAGCGAGAAAGCAAUUGCAAACAACACAUGGAGAAGCAGCACGGCUAUGACUAUGUUCGAUCCAAGGGUAACGGCCGGAGGAGAGGCACCGAAGCCACUGGUCAAACCCCGCAGACGCCCUUGACACCCGUAAUGAAUACCCCUGGAUCCGCUCUCUUUGCUGUCGCCACGCCUCUCACUGCUUACGACCCAUCCCCAUCCGUCCAAUUACACCAUGACUUCGACGCAGACCAGUUCGGCUUAGACUCUGCCGCUGGUUUCGGUGAUUUUGAGCUGUAUGGCCGCCGAGGGUCAGGCACCACAGCAGGCACCGGAUUCACAUACUCAUCGAGCCACUCUCCGGACCAGCCCAUGAUCACUCCGGAGGAAAUGGACUUCGAUUACAACCCAGCCGUUCCCGCUCCUUUCGACUUCAAUCCCAGCUAUAACCUGAGUGGUCUACACCUUCAGCAACCGACGCCCGCGAUUACAUCCAUGGACGCCGGGUUCAAUUACACGCCUGCGGAAGUUCCCGAGCUAUCACCCAACGGUCAAGCGAACAUUACGCUCUUCACUCCCCACGAUAACUUUAUGGCGGACGAAGGAUUUCAUGAUGGUUUUGCAGCCACCACUGAUUUCACGCUCUUCCCAUCAGACCACGGUGCCGACUAUGGUGUCCCGGCUGGCGCUGAUAUGAUAGGGGACUACGCAAACUUCAACAGCGUUGGCGGCCAGUUCGACAUGACUACAAAUCCGCAGACGACUUAUGGCAACUUCGAUAACGAUUUGUUUGACUUUGGCGAGCAGUAG